CUGACAGUCAGCUGAUAGGCUACAGAGAGCAGCAGAGGCAUGAAGGCAUGAAGCAUUCAUAUUUAUUUGUAUAAACCUAUCUCUAGGCUAGUUGCAGUUUUGAAUAACGCCGGCUAGUCAAUGUUGGAAGUACCCUUCUGACUGGGCCGCCUAGUUAGCAUUUUAAUAAUCUCCUGUUAUUUUUACUAGGGGCGUGCAGUCUGGGCUAUGUUUUAAUGGUGCUACACAUUUUUGUGGGACUUGUCAAGAAUAUUCAAGAUGCGCAGUAUCUUUGGUACAACAAUAAACCACACAUGCUCGGCGUAGAUUUGAUUGCUCGUUCCCGCAAUAGUGUCCGCCAUUUUGAUUUAAAAUAUGUGAGAAUCGUUCUCUGUCUUGCUCCAAUCUUCAGGAUAAAAGUGACAACUAAUUUACUGAACCUGGGAUUGUCCUAUACACAGUUGGAAGGGUCAGGCAGCUUCUGGUUGCAGAGGUAGUGAUGGAGUGUAAGUGUAUCAUCCAUACAGAUUCAUGACCAUUCCUACCUGCAUAUUUGAAAUAAAUGACUGAAGAGGUCUGACCUAGGAUACACGUUUUACUAAGCAGCAGCAGCCAUGUUCUGGAAGUUUGACCUGCACACGUCAUCCCAGCUGGAGGCCCUGCUUGAGAAGGAAGAUGUCACGCUCACUGAGCUCAUGGAGGAGGAGGACGUACUGCAGGAGUGCAAGGCCCAGAACCGCAGGCUGCUUGUCUUCCUGUCCCAGGACACCUGCAUGCAAGAGCUGCUGCACCUCAUCACCACAGAGCCCCCUGCUGGUCUGGAAGAGAUCAAACGCUUCAAGCACCCUAACAUAGCAUGUGAGCUGCUGACGAGUGAUGUAGGGGUGAUAAAUGAUAAGCUGGGGGGAGAGAAGCCCCUUCUAGACAUCCUGUACACCUUCCUGGAGCAGCCCCCUCCCCUCAACCCCCUCCUCGCAUCCUUCUUCAGCAAGACCAUUGGAAACCUCAUCACACGCAAGACCGAACAGGUGAUCUUCUUCCUGCGGGGAAAGGAGGGUUUCCUGGGUCUGGUUCUUAAACACAUCAACACAUCGGCAAUGAUGGACCUCCUGCUACGCCUCAUCAGCUGUGUAGAUCCUGCUCCUCUCCGACAAGACACACUCAACUGGUUGAAUGAAGAGCGGCUGGCCCAGAGGCUCAUAGAACUCAUUCACCCUGGGAAAGACAAGGAGAGACAGUCGAAUGCGUCCCAGACUGUGUGUGACAUCAUCCGUCUGAGCAGAGACCAGGCCAAUCAGCUCCAAGAGAACUCUGAGGCCGACCCUCUGCUCGCCGUGCUGGAGUCGCAGGAGUGUGUGAGUCAGCUGCUGGACAACAUGUUUGUGGGAGAGAGCACAGAGAGCUGCAUCGUCUACGGAACUCAAGUCCUUCUCACCUUACUGGAGAUCAGGAGGCCGGGAGUGGAUGGUGUGCUGGAUGUGUGUGUUCUGGGAUAUGAAAGGUGUGUCGUCAGCAGCAUCCUGCAGGCUGUCCAACCCCACCUCAAACACUACCACCAACUACUGCUGGAUCCUCCCGGGCGGACCCCCAUGCUGACCAGUCUAGGUGUGUUGGAGGUGCCACUGGGUAACUGUCGUCUCCAUGUGGCCAGACUAAUGGCCUCCCUACUACAGACCACUAACAUGAGUUAUUACACCUGUUUUGACGACACGAUUUAUAACAACACCGUCACACUGGAGCUCUGCAGACUCCAGACCAUAAACCUCCUACUGGACCUGUUCUUUAAGUACACCUGGAACAACUUCCUGCACUUCCAAGUGGAACUGUGUGUGGCAGCCAUCCUCAGCCACUCUGCUCAGGAGGAGAGGCCCCAGGUUGGCCUGGUUAUCCAGGAAAGGCCCUUGGUUCCCCUGGAAGACAUUCCCCAGGCCAGCUUUGUGGCCCAGGAAAAACCCAUGUUUCCCCAGGCGGAGAAUCCUCAGGGCAGCCUCUCGACCCAGGAAAAGCCCAGGCUUCAGCAGAUGCCCCAGGAAAAGCAGGCCUUGCCUGGCCCCAAACCACCACUGCCCUCUGUUCCUCCUGACAUCUCCACACAUAACCCACUGGUGACCCAUUUGUUUCAGGACUGUCGUCUGGUUCAGAGGAUAUUGGAGGCCUGGGAGGAGAAUGAUAAGACUCAGGCGGAGGGGGGUAUGAGGAGAGGCUACAUGGGUCACCUGACAAGAAUCGCUAAUACUGUAGUCUGUAACAUGGAGAAAGGACCAGUCCGCAUCCAGAUCAGCAGCCUUAUUACAGAGCUGCCUAAGGAUUGCAGGGGGCGCUGGGAGAGCUUUGUAGACCAGGACCUGACAGAGACCAACAGGAAGAACACUGUAGACCUGGUGUCUCACAACCUGCGCUCCUCCAGUGAAGACGAUGACCGACAGAGUCCCUUCCCCAAAGAGCUGUCACUGCAACAGACAUUCUCAGACUACCAGAUCCAGCAGAUGACUGCUAACUUUGUGGAUCAGUUUGGCUUCAAUGACGACGAGUUCUCAGAACACGGCGACAACAUCAGCGCCACCUUUGACCGGAUCAAAGAGAUCAACUUCAACGUGGACACAGAGGACACUGCUAAGACUGCAGCAUUUGAGGCCUGCACUAAGGAGAAGAUCCAGUUGUUUGAUGAUAGCGAGGAAGAAGACAUCUGGGAGGAGAGAGAGAUCAACUAUACUAUGCACACCAAGUCUAGGACCAGGUUUGGGGGGCCACAGAUGUCUGUUGGAUCGGCUCAGGGUGAUGGAAUGAGCGAUACUCCUGAUAAGUCAACAGGUUCUGACACAAAGGAGGGGGAGGUGCCUAAUGAGGUCACAUGUCAGACUGAACACAGCAAGAACAUCAGCCAGACGGAGACUGCACAGAGCCCUGGCUGGGCAGCUAGUUUCGGGGAGGUGAACUUUAACUCCCACUCAUCUGGAGUGGACCCAUGGGAUAGCCCCGCCCCCAAGCCUGGAGUGGGCGUUGACCCAUGGGGUAGCCCCUCCCCCAAGCCUGGAGUGGGUGUUGACCCAUGGGGUAGCCCCUCCCCCAAGCCUGGAGUGGGCGUUGACCCAUGGAGUAGCCCUGCUCCCAAGUCUGGAGUGGGCGUAGACCCGUGGGACAGCCACGCCCCCAUGCCCGGAGUGGGCGUAGACGCAUGGGGAAGCCCUGCCCCACAGCCUGUAACUACAGCGGCUGAGAAGGGCUGGGCCAAGUUCACUGACUUUCAGCCCUUUUGCUGUUCAGAGACAGGUUUGAGGUGCACUUCUCCAGUGGACUCGGAGAUCUGUGGGUCAGACAAAACUAAACCCAGCCAGGGAAUGAACCCAUGUGUGUGGAGUGUGUGUGUGGCGAGGAAGGCUCCCCUGGUAGCAUCAGACACCUCUUCAUCAGGAGGCUCAGACAGUGAGGAAGAGGAGGAAAAGACUGAAUCUGUUACUAUGGAGAUAGUAUCCAAGGAAAUGGUCACUACAGAGCCCAUCGUCACAACCGCCAGACUGGAGACCAUCAGACUUAACAUGAAUGUCAAGAAUGAGAGAGCUGGCUUCACCAGUGAGGUUGACAUGAAAGAGAAGGAAAAGGAGAAAAAGAGGGUGAUGGGUGGAGAAGACCUGCUUAAUGCCACAGCUGCUCCUCUCACAGAUCGGCCUGCCACCGUCACAAAAGAGACACCCUCCUCGGCAAACGGACCGGCCUAGUACUGCGCUACCACGACACUCACACACAUACACACUCCAUUCCCUAGCUAACACAACCACACUCCACUUCCCAACAACACUCUAUGCCAUGCAACAACCUGUAUUUGUGAGCAGUGCUGCCCUGUCAUUGGUCCGUGUCAAGGACAUCUAUGGUGGAUGAGCGGGACAAAAAGCAGAAGAGAAAAGCCCAUUCAGAAUCCAGACCACAGCUCCUAAACACCAACAACCAAUAAACAGAUUAAUGUGAUGUUUGUACCUGCCCUUCUGCUGAAGUCUCUCCUACACACCUAUCACCACACUACACACUGGGACAUGACGUGUGUGUGUGUGUGUGUGUGUGUGUGUGUGUGUGUGUGUGUGU
Molecule: messenger RNA, 4056 nt
Organism: Salvelinus namaycush (lake trout)
Lineage: Eukaryota; Metazoa; Chordata; Actinopteri; Salmoniformes; Salmonidae
Product: serine/threonine-protein phosphatase 6 regulatory subunit 2-like
Exons: 25
Coding region: 594-3695 (1033 amino acids)
Cellular component (GO): cytosol; nucleus
Molecular function (GO): protein phosphatase regulator activity; protein phosphatase binding
Source: RefSeq, a predicted model, not a curated record